Molecule: messenger RNA, 1245 nt
Organism: Pseudocercospora fijiensis CIRAD86
Lineage: Eukaryota; Fungi; Ascomycota; Dothideomycetes; Mycosphaerellales; Mycosphaerellaceae
Exons: 3
Coding region: 1-1245 (414 amino acids)
Source: RefSeq, a predicted model, not a curated record
AUGGCACUGGACCGAAGUGCCAGGCCAUUGGCGCAAUGUCUGAGAUGUACACGACACGAGAGAAUAGCAAUACUGAUACGAAGCUUCAGCACAUCGACGAACUUGCAAGAUGCUGAAACAGCUCAGGUCGAGAAACCCGCGCGGGUGCUAGAUCCGUUGACCGUCUCAACACCUCGUCUGGAACGUAAGAUGAUACGAGAACAAAAGCAGAUGCCUAUUGCAUCAAGGAGACGGAGGAGAGCCAUCGCAAGCAGCUCCAACAUUCCAUUCGAGCAACUGCCAUAUCAAUGCUUCCAAGAAGCCCGCGCUUUCUUGCAAGAAGAUCGUGCGGAAAAGCUGGAGAUGAUCAAGAAGUUUAGAGCCAGAAUAGAGAAUCUCAUGGACACUGUGCCAGUCACCCAGGCUGAUAUUGAACGAAAGGAAGCCAGACUUCGAGACAUGAGGAAGAGGUUGGAGGACACAAAGAUUCUCGCCGACAUCAACGACCCUCUGGUGAAGAAGAAGUUUGAGGACGGUUUUGGCGACAUGAGCAAACCAAUUUACCGACAUCUGGCUCAGAAGAAAUGGCGAAGCUACGAGCGAGAGCUCCUCAUGCAGCGCAUAACUCAAAUGAAUGUCAUCCCCGACGUAUUGGAUGAGAUUGAUCCGACCGUCUCAGUCGAACUAUCAUUCUCAUCCCCAGCAAAUCCACUCAAGAGUCGCAAGGUACACCACGGAGACCUGGUCGAUUCUCGCGUCAGUGAGCAUCCGCCAAAUCUCAACAUACAGCCAUUUGAGAAGGGCGAAAAGCUCGUCACCAUCGCCGUCGUAAACCCUGACGUUCCCAAUGUCGAGAAGGAUGCAUUCGAUUAUCGAUGUCAUUUCCUGGCAUGCAAUGUGCCUGUUUCUGCGACACGAACAUAUGUCGAGCUUGGAAAGCUGAGCGAAGAGAGUCAAAUCGUCAUACCCUGGCUCCCAGCAUAUUCGCAGUCUGGACUGCCAUACCAGAGGAUGGCUAUCUUCGUGCUGGAACAGCCACCUGCUUCAGCGGUAGCAUUCUCAAUGCGAAAGGACUUCAUCUUGAGAGACUUGAGGGACACCUUCGACCUGAAGCCGGUCGGGGUGGAUCUUUUCAGAACAGUAUGGGACGACGGCACAGCAGGUGUGAUGCAACGAGCUGGUAUUGUCGGAUGGGAUGUAGAAUUUAAGAGGAAACGUGUUGAGCCGCUGCCAUAUAAGAGACUGAAGGAGGAGAGGUUCAGAUAG